CCCAUUUCCAAUUUCCCUCCACAAAUGGGAGGGUUUGGGAAGGGUUUCUCACUUUCAUCAGAGGUCGCUAAUAUCCAUUGAAUUCUCUGUGACCUCACUUCCUACAACGGCAAUGGCGGCCUCUUCUUCUUCGUCCGUGUCUAGCCACGGCUACGAUAUUCCGUGGGUUGAGAAGUACAGACCCACCAAAGUCGCCGACAUCGUCGGCAACGAAGACGCCGUCUCGAGGCUUCAAGUCAUCGCACGUGACGGCAACAUGCCCAACCUCAUCUUAGCCGGUCCUCCUGGAACUGGUAAAACCACUAGUAUAUUAGCUCUUGCACAUGAACUCCUGGGGCCAAAUUUUAGGGAGGCGGUUUUAGAGCUAAAUGCGUCUGAUGAAAGGGGCAUUGAUGUUGUGAGAAACAAGAUUAAGAUGUUUGCCCAAAAGAAAGUUACUCUACCCCUCGGGCGGCACAAAAUAAUAAUUUUGGAUGAAGCUGACAGCAUGACAUCUGGAGCACAACAAGCCUUGAGGAGGACAAUGGAAAUAUAUUCAAACUCUACUCGUUUUGCUCUUGCUUGCAACACAUCUUCUAAAGUAAUAGAGCCUAUUCAAAGUAGGUGUGCCCUUGUUCGGUUUGGCAGAUUAUCUGAUCAAGAGAUCCUCAGCCGUCUCAUGGUGGUGGUUGAAGCAGAAAAGGUUCCCUAUAUUCCAGAAGGCCUUGAAGCAAUUAUUUUCACUGCUGAUGGUGAUAUGAGACAGGCACUAAAUAACUUGCAAGCCACAUAUAGUGGAUUUCGGUUUGUCAACCAAGAAAACGUUUUCAAGGUCUGUGACCAGCCGCAUCCGUUGCAUGUAAAGAAUAUUGUGCGCAACAUACUUGAGGGGAAAUUUGAUGAUGCUUGUUCUGGUUUGAAGCAGCUCUAUGAUCUGGGCUAUUCGCCUACUGACAUAAUCACAACCUUUUUCCGAAUCAUUAAGAACUAUGAUAUGGCUGAGUAUCUGAAACUGGAAUUCAUGAAGGAAACUGGAUUUGCCCAUAUGAGAAUCUGUGAUGGAGUUGGCUCAUAUCUUCAGUUAUGUGGUCUACUGGCUAAGCUUGCACUGGUUCGGGAGACAGCUAAAGCAGCAUAAGGAGAUAGCAAACAUUGCAUAUUUUGAGUCAUUUUUGUCAUUGACAGACAUUGGUUGAAAUGUCUGUUACUCCCUUAUUUUGUUUCGAAAUCUGAAGCUACUUACUAUAUGUAUGUAUAACCUUUUGACAUUAGGGAAAGAAAGUUGCUAUUAUUUUUCAAACACGCUGGAUUGCUUGGCCAAAAUGCAUGACGUUGGAAGCAUAACUAAAACUCUCCAUCCCUUCCCCCAGAUUGAGAUUGUUGACACAUAGUAUGGUAUCGUGUCUGGGCUUAGAGUGUGUGAAACUCAUCACUACCUCGUAACCUUCUUGCUUAGCCAAGCAACAAAUGCAGGAUGGGUGGGUCUCGAUCUAGUUAAUCUUUUCUAGUCCAGGGGUAACAC
Molecule: messenger RNA, 1501 nt
Organism: Ilex paraguariensis (yerba mate)
Lineage: Eukaryota; Viridiplantae; Streptophyta; Magnoliopsida; Aquifoliales; Aquifoliaceae
Source: the annotation of a GenBank genome assembly